AUGGUGUUCGAUGCUUGCUGCCUGAGCCAGGAGGAGGCCGAACAAAGGGCCAAAUCUAGGAAAAUAGACAAACAGCUUGCCCAGGAGAAAGUGCAGUACCGUCGUCAAGUCAAGGUCUUGCUUUUAGGCGCUGGGGAGAGUGGGAAAAGCACGUUCCUAAAGCAAAUGCGUAUCAUUCAUGGCCAGGAUUUCGACAGUGAAGCAUUGAAUGAAUUUCGCCCAAUCAUUUAUGCUAACAUCCUCAAGGGGAUGAAAGUCCUAGCUGAUGCCCGAAGGAAAUUGAGGCUCGAAUGGACUGAUCAAUCGAACCAAAUGUACGCAGAAAGGAUCUUAGCUUUCACGGCACCACAACAAAUCGACACAGAGCUUUUCAUGAGUUACUUCGAUUGUGUGAGAAGGCUUUGGCGGGAUAAGGGAAUUCAAAAUGCUUACGAUAGAAGGAGAGAAUUUCAGCUGGUAAGAUUAAGCAUUUAACAUUUAUCUAAGUCAGCUGUGCGAGGUUAAAUUGGAGAUCGUGAAUUUCAUGUUAAUACCCGGGCUAAAAGAGCGCGGCUUCUGCAAGCCACCACAAACAAUGUAUUAUGCAUAACACAUAACUCUCGUUGAUUUCAACAAUGCUGGCCAUGAAGGAAACUAAAGCUGUAUUUAUUGAAUUUUUUUCAAUAGUACACACACUUAGACCAUUUUACUCCACCGAGCUUUGUUUUUUACGUCAGUAUUCUGCGUUACACGCAAUAGUAAAGACUAAACUGAAAGAAUUGUUGUGGAAUACAGAAUCAUGGUUGGUUUACCAACUUAAUGAUAUCGAGACCGAUACAAUUCAGCAAAUCACAUCUGAUGGGAGUCCAUGCUUUGUUCUUAACUUUAUAAGCUCAAUUAUCAGGUUAGAGCAGUCGGAACAGGAGACUUUUACGUCCUCCCGUCAAAUUAACUUGCAAAUCGAACUUCUAAUUUGUAUUAUGUAGUUUACUAUACAAUGUGUACGUGGAAAUGUUAGUCUUGGUAGAGAACAAGCGAUCGGUCAUGGGUAGUUUGAAAUUUACAUUCUUUCAGGGAUGUAACCAUUCCUUUUUUUUUCCAGGGCGAUUCUUCCAAAUAUUUCCUCGACCAUUUGGAACGUAUUGGUCGGCAGGUAAGUUCUCUUUUCCUCCAAUGUCCUACUUCUCACAUCGAAUCGAAAAGAAUCAUCAAUCGAGGUCGCUGUCUUAAACGAAACUGUAAUUGUAAACAUGCUGAAAUCUCGGUAUUCGGUACUCAUUUCAGCAAACAUGUCACUGUCAAAUUCAUUUUCCCGUAUUAUUUACCAGAGCAAAUAUUUUUCUCUAAAUAGACUCCAGUUUUCCCUUGCCUUACGAUUGGAAAAGUAAUAACAACAAGUGAGCAUAAUAAAUUUUAUAGCUGUCAUUUAUCCAACGACGAACAAAAAUCGUGAGCGUCAUUUUAGUUUAAUCGACUGCUCUUUUAUUUCUUAUAUUCGCGUUUACGAUUAAACAACUCGAACAUUGGUUUUAAAAUACAUGUUUCGUUUUCAUGUUUGGAUUUACAACAAUUUGAGAGUUUAUAAUUAACGUGAUUUGUCUGAGCGUUUGGUGAAUUCAAGUAAAGCUCUCGAGUGUAAGAAGCUCCUGUUCAUAAGCACGCCCCAAAUUUCUCUUCUUUUUGCUGUUGAUAUGCACUUUAAAAUCGUCCCUAGAGCGAUUAAAAUCCGGUCAGUAUUUUGAGGUAAUGCUUUCUCCGUUCACCUUUGUUAAGUGAUAUACAUUGAGUGCCUAAAGUGGCUAUAUAACGUUAUUUGUUAUAAACACACACUUCAAAAUUGAGGGAGUGAAAUAGAGGUAAUUCUAAUGGCAGUCUUGAAAGGGUCUGUUUUGCUGUCAUUGAAGAUUUGACAGCAAAUCAAGUAUUUCUUUAGAUAAUAUCUGUCUAAAAACAUAUAUAUAUUAGAACUAAAUAUAGAUUGCAAAGUAGUAAUUUUUUAUGAAGGACACUUAUUAAAACCCCUUAAAGCUUUUGUGUCUUAUAGUUUCUCUUUUUAAGGCUAAUUUCUAUCUUGUCCACAUGUUCUUUAAAGUCUACCCAAAAUAUUCAACUUCUGUACCUCCUUAUUCCAGAAAAGAAUGGUUGAUCUUAAUGAGAAAUAUUUUGCUCUGAGGAUUGUUGUUCAGUUUUUGCAUUGGAACUUGAACCAUGCUGCACAGAUCAAAUACUGAUGAAUCCAAAGAAAUAUUUUGAUUCUAUUUGCUGAAGUUAUCUUCAACCCACUGUCAAAUUUAUUUCAGUGUAGCAAGCAAUUCCAACCAGAUGAUGUUCAUGGUCAAUACUUUGCAGGAAGCAUAUUUUUUUUUUUUUUUGGAAAAAAUAAGCAAAUCAAUUUAUUAUGAUAAAGUUAAAGGAAUAUUAGAAUGUCAUCAUGAACAUCAGCUAGGAUGCUUUUUGAAUUAGGCCUCAGUCUGUAGCUCUGAUGUUUGAUUAAAAAAAUUAGCCAAAAUCAAUGCUAGUUUGCCUAUCCUAUUGAUUCAUGAAGAAACUGUAUAGCUUGAGUCUUAGGCCAGAUGUGCUCUCUCUUCAGACCAGCUUGAAAUUUUCUGGGCAAAACAUAGCUUGAUUCCACCAUGUUAUGUGAAAAUUGUGGAUCAUGUCAUUCUUGGAUGAAUUUGUUUUAUGUUGAGCUAGUUCAGUAGGCGAACAGUUUUGUCAGUUAUUAGUACUUGGAUGUUACACAAGGGAAAAGAUGGCAGGGAGAUUAAAAUUUUUCUUUUGCCAUCUUAAAUCAGCUAUUCUUCCACACUAGUAACUUUUUUUAAGGAAAGAUGAACACAUUUCAGUUGUUAAUAGCUCAUUUCCACAUGGGUCAUUUGAAAAUUAACUGGAACUGAAAAUAAUAUUUACCUGAGAUAAAAGUUGAAACUGUACAGGUCUGAUUUCUUCAACCACAUGGCCAUGAUUUUAUUGUUUUUGUGAUACAGCCAUCAUGACAUUUUGUAAAAACACUUUUUAAUGAAAGUGUAGUCUUGCUGUUUUUGAAUUAUGAAAUAUACCCAUUUAUUCUGAAAAGUGCUAUGUUAGUUGGCUGUUAUGUAAGAAGAGUUGUUUCAUCAAAUUUAAGUACCUCUUAUUAACCAUGUUCAAGGUCUGUACUGUAAGUUAUGGACCAAGUUUUUCCCCUUGGUUUUACGGCCUAAGUGUGAUGCUUGUGGGCCAAAUCUGAGCAGAAAAUACAAGGUAUAAAAGAACCUUGAGUAAGUAUCGUAGAGUGCAAACUGAGAAAAAGAGUUUAAUAGUAUAAUUAUUUCAUUUCUGGAUUCAAAUAUAAAGUGGAGAGAUCAACUAAAACAAACUUUUUAAUUUAGCUGGCUGUAUGGGGAAUUAUAGCCCACUAAAUUGUCCAAUCAUAGCAUAUACACUGAUAGAUAUAAUAUUCAGUCUUACUCUUCAUUUCUCUUUGUCCAAAGGAUUACAUGCCCUCAAAACAAGAUGUCCUUCAUGCAAGAAAAGCAACAAAAGGUAUUGUAGAGCAUGAGUUUAUCAUCAAGGGGAUUCCUUUCAAAAUGGUUGAUGUAGGUGGCCAAAGAUCACAAAGAGCUAAGUGGUUCCAGUGCUUUGAUGAGGUUACAUCCAUCCUUUUCCUUGUUUCAUCAAGUGCUUUUGACCAGGUUCUAAUGGAAGACAGAACAACAAAUCGUCUGGUGGAGUCGUGCAACAUAUUUGAGACUAUAGUCAACAAUAAGUUCUUUGCCAAUGUGUCUAUCAUCCUUUUUCUCAACAAGACAGAUCUUUUAAUGGAAAAGAUCAAAUAUGCAAACAUUAAAGACUACUUCCCAGCUUUUAUAGGUGAUCAAAGGAAACUGGAAGAUGUUCAGAACUUUAUUUUACAAAUGUUUGAUAGCAAGCGACGAGAGAGGUCUAAAGCUCUCUUUCAUCACUUCACAACAGCCAUCGACACAGAAAAUAUCAAGUUUGUUUUCCAUGCAGUGAAAGACACCAUUUUACAGGAGAAUUUGAAGUCUUUGAUGCUGCAGUAACUCAGAAGUGCAAAGUAUGUUGCCACACAAUGUUUUUCAAGAUAUUUCAAUUUAAAAAGGGCUCUAUGAGACUUACUGAAGGUUAGCAAGGUACAGUACAAAGACAGGAGUGUGGCUACUCAUGUCUCAUUUUGCCACCUGGAGUGUCAAAACAAAGAUGGUCCAACUUCAGGUCAUGUCUUUGAGAAUGUUUAUUUACAUAAGAAAGCUAAAUUGCCAUAGCAUACAUAACAAUAAAAACCUCUUGUAAAAUCUUACAAAAGGUAGCUUUUUUUACUUUUUUCAUAGAGUAAUUUGAAAAUAUCCUGGUUGUUAUGAGCUGGUUAGUGUCAUCUAGAUUACGAAUUUUUCUAAUCUAUUGUGUAUUGUCUAUAUAUCAUAAACUGUGAUCAUUGAUUUUUGAGAAAGAAACAGUCAUAUACUUCAUUUAUGGUGGCUAUGACCAAUUGUUUUAUAAUGGUAAUGAUAAUGCAAUAUAUAAUGCUUUGAUUAAAAGUUUGAAUGUUGUGAUGUAUGGAAGUUCUGGCAGAGAACCGAGACUGGCAUAAAUGUCUCACUUCAUUAUGGUCACUUUUGAAACACUCUUGCAAAUAUUUUAAAAACCUGGAUGCAGCCAAGUAGGAGAAAACUAUUUUGUAACCAAGUCAGAAAAUUAUCUUUUUUAAUUAAUUAAACUAAGUUUGUUUAUUUGAUGUGAUGAGCAAGAAUGACUUGCCACUGCCAAGCUGUGGAAUAUUAACAAGGAAAUUGAUUCUUUUCAUCUCUUUCUGUGGAAGUGCCUUACUCUGCUACACUGUCAAAGGAUAGAAUAUGUAA
Pocillopora meandrina is the source of this 4838-nucleotide messenger RNA. The record is from the annotation of a GenBank genome assembly. Lineage: Eukaryota; Metazoa; Cnidaria; Anthozoa; Scleractinia; Pocilloporidae.